AUGUGGAGACGGAACAACAUACCAGACUACCAGAUGGGCUACCAAGCCUAUCCCUAUCCCGAGCCGACAAUGGACGAAAGAUAUCUCGAGACAAUCCCCGAGGUCGAGUCUUUGUACAGUCGCCGCAGUAGUGUUGCGGCUACUGCUCUUCCAGAACUCCCUUUUCGGUCUGUGCCUCCCAUGGAGGAGCGAACGUCGGUCUAUUCUAUCGACCAGGAUUCAGCCUCUCCUAACAUCUCUGACUACAAUCCGCAACAACCUUCGAUUCACCCGAGCCAUCAACAUGACGCCAGUCAAGCCAGUGUCUCACCGUUGAGCAGCCAGACUUCGUUCCAUCCCAACGGGUCUGAUGCUUCCCUAGUCUCUCCCAUCGAACCCGCACAGCAAACUCCCACGCAGCCGGACAAGUCUUUCAAAAGUCAGAUACCGCGGAAACUACCCCUGUCGGUGUCACAGAACACACCCGAGGAAACCAUAAAAAAGCGAUGGAAUCUACGCAAAGAAGGGAAUGAACAGACUCGGUGGGAUGAAUACUCGGGCGAACCCAGCCAGGCAGGCAAGCCGUCUUCCGUCCGCCCGGGAGCAGCACCGUCUGGAAUCGACCAGCCAUACCCCCAGCUCAAGGAAAGAACGCGGCAAAUCUUGGCUGGCUUGAAGGAAAGGGAAGCAGUCAAAAAGUCGGCCUGGACAAAAUCGCCGUCACCGUCACCAGAUCCGGCGGACCCUCUGGACAACCCUGUUCAGCGACCACCAUGGAGGGGAGCAAGUGGUAGACAUGCCAUAGUAGAGCCUGUUAAGAACACCCCGGAAGCUCGCACUCGACCGCUGACGCUGGUGGAGCGGCACAGGAUACCUGAGAAGGAUACAAGAAGCGAGACACCUGAAGAAACGGUCCCCGUCGAGCAGACUGCCAUGUCCCCUGUCGACUCACUUUCUGUCGCCGCUUCACAACUUCCGACCCUCAAAACUGUGGAUUCGGAGGAAAGCCUGAAGCCCGUUGCCCCUCUGAAGACGACCAGAAAGAUGCCGCAAGCGCUAUCGCCGCAAGCACUGUCACCCAAGCAGCUGGAAUAUACCCGGUUGUUAGAUAGCCCAUUCCAAAGUCCCGGUCCACGCCCCUUCGCCAUCGAGCCAGCUCAGAGCCCUGCACCCAGUACUGUCCAAGAGUAUGGAGCCGACAGCCCGACUUUGGGUUCCAAUACCCCCUCAUUCAUCGGCCCCGACCGGAGCUCUAGCGAAAGUUCGUUCGAUCCCACCGCGCACCACAGCCCGUUGCAGCGUGAACCGGACACCUCGUCGAGCUGGAACACUUACGCAACGAGCGCGGCGGAAGAAAGCACUCAUAUUCCUUCAAGUCCCAUCGCACGAGAAGAGCUAACCAGCAGCCCUGUGCCAAUCGUACACCUACCGCCCGCAGCGGUUCCGGAACCGAUCGUCCUCCGCAAACGUGUCGCGGCGAACAAUAGUGGCUAUCGCAGCUACGACAACUACAACAGCAUCUCCCCUUUCUCCACAAUCUCCGGCCGAAAUUCGUCUAACAUCCUUCGAAAAGCCGUUGGUAACGAUUCGAAUUCCAUCGACCGCAAUGGUAAACCUCGGGCUGUGUCUCUGAUGUCCUCCCUUUCAGCCUCUAAAUCCCUUCCUCCAACGCCCGGCGAACUCCAGGCUGUUGAUAAGAUCACUUCUCUCACAGCCCGACUGGAAGACCUCGCUCGGCGCAAACGGAAUUUAAACAAAAUCAUCCUGGAACUUCAGGAUUCACUGAAGAAGAACGCAAUCAUUUAUGACUCGAGAAAGCGCAAGGAAGUCGACAAGAUGAUAACCAAUCUGAACCUGGAGAUUCAGGAUGUCAAGAACGAGGAGCACGACGUUCAACUGAGGUUGCAUCGUGCGCAGAAGCGGAGGGACAAAGACGACUUUUAUGAGCAACCUACAGGGUUGUGGAUCAAAAGAGUGACAACUUGA
Fonsecaea erecta is the source of this 1965-nucleotide messenger RNA. RefSeq lists its product as hypothetical. Bases 1 to 1965 code for a protein of 654 amino acids. The transcript is spliced from 2 exons. The record is from RefSeq and is a predicted model, not a curated record. NCBI's taxonomy places the organism in Eukaryota, Fungi, Ascomycota, Eurotiomycetes, Chaetothyriales, Herpotrichiellaceae.